AUGCUGGCGAGCAGAGAACGUCCGGUUGAAAAGGCGAGAAGUUUCAGCUCUGCCUACGAGUUGAUGGACGAGCUUGCCGCCAGAGCUCCAGACCAUCCUUAUCUGGAUGAGGACCGGGGGAACGAGAUCGCAAGCGCUUGCCAGGCCGCGCAGGCCGCAGAGGCCGCGAAGGCCACGAGCGAGCAAGCCGAGGCAACACAGCAGGAAGAGUUGCUCGGCUCCAUGUCUCCGAGCGCACGGUUCCUGGACGCGCAAACGGACCAGAACCGCAAAGCGACAAUUCAUCACACCGAAAGCAGCAGUGAGCCGGACAAGCUCAUUCAAAGGAAGCGCGUUUCGUACCGCGGGGUUUCCAUGCUGCGCUCCUGGAUGUCUGCCGAGUCCUACUCGAAUAAGAAUGAUGCGCAGAAGUUGGUUGGCGAACAUGGCAUGAGGAAGAAAGCCGUCAUCAGCCACUUGUUGAAGGGUUUGCUGGACUAUGUUGCUGGGGCUCUGGUGCUGGCGAAUGCCUUGAUGAUGGUGUGUGAGCUAGAGAUGGAGGGCUCAGCAGCAGGUGUCUUUAUCGGCCUCAGUGAAGGCCCUCGCCUCAACGACGUGGAGCCAGUGUUCCGCGCCAUGGAUGCAGUUUUCGUCUACCUUUUCUUGCUGGAACUGCUCUUUCGGAUCUAUGCCGAGCGUAGAAACUGGAUCAAGGACAUGGCCAACUGGUUCGAUGCAUUCCUGGUGCUUGUGAGCCUGGUGGACAUGUACGUGCUCACGCCUUUGGCCAUGGCCAACGACGAAAGCCAGGGGCAGGGAGACAUGGUCCGCUCGCUGAGGACUCUGAAGUCGCUUAGAGCGAUCCGAGUUCUGAGAACGUUCCGCUUCUUCGACGGUCUACGGCUGUUUGCCAAGGCUUGCUCCAGCCUGCUGCCAUCUCUUGGAUGGUCCCUGGUUGUCCUUGGCAUGUUUAUCUGUAUGGGCGCCCUGCUUAUUGGCAACCUGCUCCGCAGCUUCAUUCUCGAUGAUUCGGCGUCUCUGGAUGAUAGGCAGUGGAUCUGGAACCGCUACGGAACCGCGUUCCGCGCCACAUACACUCUCUACGAGGUGACUUUUGCAGGGAAUUGGCCUACGAACGCACGACCUGUGAUGGAAAAAGUGAGUCACCUUUUCGUGAUCUUCUUCCUCGUGUAUAUCACAAUCAUCGUGUUUGCGAUGAUUCGUCCGAUGGCAUGGCACUUCGUGGCGGCGCAUCUAAGGAUCUGGCUUCGUUUUUCCUUCCCCUUCCUCUUUCCCCUUUCCCCCUUCCGUGCAGAAGACGUUCGUGGAGUCCCUGCACUACAACAACACUACUGCCGAGGCCUGAUCAGUGCCAUAUUUCUCAAGGACACCCUGGACGCAGCGCAAAACGACGCCGAGAACUUGGUCCUUCAACGGCUGCGCAAGAAGGCGGAAUAUCUACAGAAGCUGGAAGAUGUCUUCGCAGCCAUCGACGACUCAGGCGAUGGUAUGAUCACAGAAGAAAAGCUGGCAAAAGUCUUCUCAAACCCCACCGCAGUGGCCUACUUCCAGACUCUCGACAUCGAUGUCUCAGAGAGCGCGGCGCUGUUUCACAUUCUCGACAAUGGUGACGGAGAGGUUACACACGAAGAGUUCAUUGAUGGCAUCAUGCGCUGCAAAGGACCUGCUCGCGCAAUGGAUCAAGUUGCAAUGCUUGCGGACUUGAGGCAGCUCGACACGAAAAUGUCCAAGGUCAUGCGGGCGAUGCAAGGGAGCGGCUUACAUCUCGAAGUCGGCAGGCCAACCAGAUGCU
Symbiodinium sp. CCMP2456 is the source of this 1792-nucleotide messenger RNA. The record is from the annotation of a GenBank genome assembly. Lineage: Eukaryota; Dinophyceae; Suessiales; Symbiodiniaceae.